Messenger RNA from Syngnathus acus (greater pipefish), 4320 nucleotides. RefSeq lists its product as uncharacterized. The transcript is spliced from 2 exons. The coding region runs from base 428 to 2440 and encodes 670 amino acids. The record is from RefSeq and is a predicted model, not a curated record. Lineage: Eukaryota; Metazoa; Chordata; Actinopteri; Syngnathiformes; Syngnathidae.
AAGUGAUAGAUUUUGUUCUCUGGAUCCUGGUGUGAGUUUAAUAAACUGCUGUCCUCUGAACGUAUGGUGCUUGCUUCAACGCACAUAACGACAUGGUGUCAGAAGACGUCUCGGACCUGCCCUCUGUGUAUUGAGUGGUGUUUUUUUUCUUCGCCGUGCUUCGCUGUGCGACAGGUGUAAAGGGAAGACUACUAUGGCGGAAGGAUUUCGCAGGCCUGACCCGCUUGUUUUUGAAGGAGACGUUGCCGAGAGUUGGCGUAUUUUUGAAAGAGAAUAUGACAUUUUUAUCGAGGCUGCACACGCGGAUAAACCUGCCAAGACAAAAGCGUACAUCCUCCUCAACCUUGCAGGAGCAGAAGCCAUUGAACGGGAGCGUUAAUUUGUAUACGCUGCGGAAGUUAGAGCGCCAGGAGAAAAUGGAGCCGUCAUGGUCCCGGCCGAGUCUCGGGAAGACCCCACAUGUCUCAAACGAAAAUUUCGAGAAAUGUGCAAUCCACAACACAACAAGACGAUGGAAAGGCACAAGUUUCACACUCGAAAUCAGAAGCAAGGUGAGACUAUUGAAUCUUUCAUCAGUGAUUUGAAAAUAAAAGCAAAAAGUUGCCACUUUGCAGAGCUCACAGACGAAUUGAUUUGUGAUAGAAUCGUGUGUGGCAUCAACAACGACAGUAUAAGAAAGGCUCUGCUACGCGAUAGUGACUUAACCCUCGCUAAAGCAAUUUCUAUCUGCCGUGUCUAUGAAAUGACCGAGGAAAACACAAGAGCAUUAACUCUGCAAGUAAACCCUGUGGAUGCGCUACAACAAAGCUCCAGUAGAGGGCAGUACAGGUCAAGAAAUAAGAAAGCAAAUCAAUAUGAUUCAAAGAACAUCACUACUUGUAAUCAUUGUGGAGGCAGCCACCCAGCGCAAAGAGAUAAAUGUCCAGCGUUUGGGUUGAAAUGUCACAAAUGUGGAAAGAUGAAUCAUUUCAAGGAUUGCUGCAAGUCAAAGCCAGCAUAUCACAACACUGAAAGAAAGAGUUUCACAAAGAAAAGCUCCACUAGAAGACCAGUGUAUCACAUGGAGGUCGAGCAAGAGAAAGAAUACACCGCUGAUGAUGAUACAUACUAUGUAGAUGGAAUUUCUGUGGACACUAUCAAUGCACAUAUGAAAAAUAGAGAUGAAGGAUUUGUCACUCUGCAUGUGCACGGGAAACCCAUUGAAAUGAAAAUUGACACCGGAGCGAAAUGUAAUGUAAUGGCUAAGGACAUGUUUGUACAACUCUCAGAGGGGAACAUUAUUCCCUGUGGCAGGUCUACAAAUCUAGUGGCUUAUGGCGGCAGCAAGAUCGAAACUGCAGGUCUUGUCUCACUGUCAUGCUACUUGAAUGAACAGCAACACACGCUACCCUUCUUCCUCGUGGAGCGUGAUGUUAUUCCACUUUUGGGAUUUCGUGCAUGUAUGCGUCUCGGACUUGUCACAUUCAGCCCUCACGUGCACCAGGUCGGUACGGAGACUAUUACAGACUUUGUCAAACAUAUCAAAGAGGAAUACAAAGAUGUGUUCAGUGAUGAAUUAGGAGAACUGCCAAUCACCUACUCCAUGGUAUUAGAUCCAGCUGUACAGCCAGUCGUGCGUCCAGCGCACCGUGUCCCCUUGGCGAUGCAGGCCCGCGUUAAAGCUGAACUUGAUAGCAUGACAAGCAAAGGAGUCAUCUGCCCCGUCUCUGAGCCCACGGACUGGGUUUCAUCGAUGGUAGCUGCACACAAGAAAGACAAAGAAGAGAUACGACUGUGCAUUAACCCCAAAGACUUGAACACUGCUUUAAGGAGACCCCACUAUCCGAUGCGUAGUGUGGAAGACGUAGCCAGCAAAAUGUCAGGUGCCACCCUGUUUUCGGUGCUUGAUGCCAAGAACUCCUUUUGGCAAAUAAAGCUAGAUCAAAAGUCAUCCAUGUUGACAACAUUCAGCACACCUUUUGGGCGCUACCGAUUUCUCCGCAUGCCAUUUGGCAUUAACUCAGCAAGUGAAGUUUUCCAAAGCUCAAUGGAACAACUGUUUGCCGGUUACCCAUGUGCUGUCAUAGUCGAUGACAUAAUUGUGGGAGGUCGCGAUGCUGCAGAACAUGAUGCUAAUCUGAAGAAAAUACUGGAUCGUGCACAAGAGAUCAAACUUAGACUCAACUCUCAAAAGUGCAAGUUUCGGCUCGACCAAGUCUGCUAUGUUGGUCACAUAUUCACAAAAGAAGGUCUGAAAGCCGAUCCAACGAAAACAGAAGCCAUCACAGAGAUGCCGGUCCCGCAAGAUGCCCUAGCUGUGCAACGAUUCCUAGGCAUGGUGAACUACCUGGGGAAGUUUAUCCCGAAUCUCAGCACAUUGCAGCACCACUCAGGCAGCUCACUCACAAAGACGCUGCAUGGUGCUGGCUCCCCCAACACCAACAAGCAUUUGAGAAAUUGAAGUCAUGUCUAUCCAGCCCACCUGUCCUUUCUUAUUUUGAUGUAGGGAAACCUGUGAUGCUAACAUGUGAUGCAUCUCGUUAUGGGUUGGGUGCAGCAUGUUUACAAGAUGGAAAGCCAAUUGCGUAUGCAUCUCGCACAUUGUCAGAUACAGAAACCCGUUAUGCGCAAAUUGAAAAAGAACUCCUUGCUGUUGUUUUUGCAUGCACUAAGUUUAAGGACUACAUCUAUGGCAAGCACACUGUCAUUGAAACAGACCACCAACCUCUGGUCACUAUACUGAAGAAGCCGAUCCUCACAGCUCCAGCUCGUCUGCAGAGGAUGCUACUUCGCCUACAAGCUUUUGACAUCACCUUGGUUUAUAAAAAGGGCAAGCAAAUGUACCUUUCCGACACCCUGUCAAGAGCCCCAAACGGUAAAGUUUCUGAAUUAUCCAGUGCUCACAGCUCGUUUGAAGUCAUGUCAGUCAGUUUUAUCUCGACAGCCAGGCUUGAAGAGCUGAGAACACACACUGCCAGUGACCAAGUGCUUCAAACUCUUAGCAAUGUGAUCCAGAAUGGAUGGCCUGACAAAGAACGUCAGGCACCGCUGUCUGUCCGCCCAUACUUUCCAUACAGAGAUGAGUUGGUAGUGGAAGAAGGUAUUGUUGUUAAAGGACACAGGCCUGUCAUACCAAUCUCACUGCAACAAGAGUACAUCCAGAUUAUGCAUAGAGGUCACCCAGGCCUUGAAUCAACUAAAUGUAGAGCCAGAAGUACAGUGUUUUGGCCCAACAUGAACACGGACAUCACAACAGUACUACUGUCUUGUGCUGUAUGCAAUAGCACACGACCACACCAGCAAAAGGAACCGCUAAAAGCUCAUCCUGUCCCUACCCUGCCAUGGUCUACGGUCGCAACAGACAUUUUUGAAUGGCAUGGUCAACAGUAUUCAGUCCUUGUAGACUCUUACUCAGGAUGGUUCGAAAUUGAUCUGCUUCGUGAUUUGUCUUCAGCUACAGUGAUAAAAAAGCUAAAGAGACAUUUUUCUGUUCAUGGAGCACCCCAUACACUGAUUUCUGAUAAUGGCAAACAGUACACAAGUCAACGAUUCCGCGACUUUUCCAAACAGUGGGACAUUACUCACGUUACCAGCAGUCCCGGAUACCCGCAGUCAAAUGGAUUCGCCGAGCGUGCCGUCCGCAGUGCCAAACAGCUCAUGGAAAAGUCACACCGAGAUGGAACAGAUGUUUUUCUCAACCUGCUCAACCUCAGGAACAUUCCUCGAGACAACACGCUUGGAUCACCUGCACAGCGUCUCAUGUCUCGCCAGACACGUUCUACCUUUCCUGUCAACAACAAUCUGCUUGUGCCUACAAUAAAGGGUGCAGGACAAGUUGCUACUCAGCUUCAAAGAAAAAGACUUGUUCAAAAGCAGUACUAUGAUGCAACAAGUCGCCCUCUGGUGCCACUUGUGAGAGGACAAAUUGUCCGGUUACAGACUGCAGAGGGAUAUGACCGCCUCGGGAAAGUGGUUCAGGCUUGCAAAGAGCCGCGCUCCUACAUCGUUGAAUCCAACGGAGGUAUCUACAGGAGGAAUCGCCGUCACAUCCUUCCUGUUGCUGAACCAACCCCACCUUUGCACGCCGACUCUGACCAUCACUCUCAACCACCGGUUCCGAGUACGCCAGACCCUCUUCUAUCCAGUCCACAUGCCCGACCGUCUCACUUCUCUCAGCCAUCUGCUCACUACUCCACCAAUGAGCAAUCAACAACAUCUCCAGCUGACGUGCCCACCCGAGUGUCACACAAUUGUUCUGCUUAUGUGACUCGCUCAGGUCGGAUUUCUAAGCCGAAUCCGAAGUAUAAGGAUUGAACUGCAUGUUUGUUAGUUGCAUUUUGA